This is a messenger RNA of Chrysochloris asiatica (Cape golden mole), 2659 nucleotides long. It is a transcript of the gene ITCH, whose product is annotated as itchy E3 ubiquitin protein ligase. The transcript is spliced from 21 exons. The record is from RefSeq and is a predicted model, not a curated record. Gene Ontology annotation, molecular function: protein binding; ubiquitin protein ligase activity. Lineage: Eukaryota; Metazoa; Chordata; Mammalia; Afrosoricida; Chrysochloridae. Gene Ontology annotation, biological process: protein K63-linked ubiquitination; ubiquitin-dependent protein catabolic process; protein K29-linked ubiquitination. The coding region runs from base 256 to 2514 and encodes 752 amino acids.
UCAGCAAAACUCAAAGAAAAUAAGAAGAAUUGGUUUGGACCAAGUCCUUAUGUGGAAGUCAUAGUAGAUGGACAGUCAAAGAAGACAGAAAAAUGUAACAAUACAAAUAGUCCCAAAUGGAAGCAACCCAUCACAGUUAUCGUCACCCCUGUGAGUAAAUUACAUUUUCGUGUAUGGAGUCACCAGACAUUAAAAUCUGAUGUUUUAUUGGGAAGUGCUGCCUUAGAUAUUUAUGAAACAUUAAAGUCAAACAAUAUGAAACUUGAAGAAGUAGUUGUGACUUUGCAACUUGUAGGUGACAAAGAGCCAACAGAGACAAUAGGAGACUUGUCAGUUUGUCUUGAUGGACUUCAGUUAGAGUCUGAAGUUGUUACUAAUGGUGAAACUACAUGCUCAGAAAGUACUUCACAGAAUGAUGAUGGCUCCAUGUCCAAGGAUGAAACAAGAGCGUGCACAAAUGAAUCGGAUGACCCAGAGGAUGCAGGGUCUGGUGAAAAUAGGAGGGUCAAUGGGAAUAAUUCUCCAUCACUCUCAAAUGGUGGUUUUAAACCUUCUAGGCCUCCAAGACCAUCACGACCACCUCCACCUACCCCACGUAGACCAGCAUCUGUCAAUGGUUCUCCAUCUGCCACUUCAGAAAGCGAUGGAUCUAGUACAGGCUCUUUGCCACCAACAAAUACAAAUUCAAAUAUGUCUGAAGGAGCUACAUCUGGAUUAAUAAUUCCUCUUACUAUUUCUGGAGGCACAGGCCCUAGACCUUUAAAUCCUGUCACUCAAGCUCCCCUACCACCUGGUUGGGAGCAGAGAAUGGACCAACAUGGGCGAGUCUACUAUGUAGAUCAUGUUGAGAAAAGAACGACAUGGGACAGACCAGAACCUCUACCUCCUGGUUGGGAACGGCGGGUUGACAACAUGGGACGUAUUUAUUAUGUUGACCAUUUUACAAGAACAACUACAUGGCAGAGGCCAACAUUGGAGUCCGUCCGUAACUAUGAACAGUGGCAGCUACAACGAAGUCAGCUUCAAGGAGCAAUGCAGCAGUUUAACCAGAGAUUCAUUUAUGGGAAUCAAGAUUUGUUUGCUACAUCACAAAGUAAGGAAUUUGAUCCCCUGGGUCCACUGCCAUCUGGAUGGGAGAAGAGAACGGACAGCAAUGGCAGAGUAUAUUUUGUCAACCACAACACUCGUAUUACACAAUGGGAAGACCCCAGAAAUCAAGGUCAAUUAAAUGAAAAGCCUUUACCAGAAGGCUGGGAAAUGAGAUUCACUGUGGAUGGAAUUCCAUAUUUUGUGGACCACAAUAGAAGAACAACCACCUAUAUAGAUCCCCGUACAGGAAAAUCUGCCUUAGACAAUGGACCCCAGAUAGCCUAUGUUCGUGACUUCAAGGCAAAGGUUCAGUAUUUCCGGUUCUGGUGUCAGCAACUGGCCAUGCCUCAGCACAUAAAGAUUACAGUGACAAGAAAAACAUUGUUUGAGGAUUCUUUUCAGCAGAUAAUGAGCUUCAGUCCCCAGGAUCUGCGAAGACGUUUGUGGGUGAUUUUCCCAGGAGAAGAAGGUUUAGAUUAUGGAGGUGUAGCAAGAGAAUGGUUCUUUCUUUUGUCACAUGAGGUGCUGAAUCCAAUGUAUUGCCUAUUUGAAUAUGCAGGGAAGGAUAACUACUGUUUGCAGAUAAACCCUGCUUCUUACAUCAAUCCAGAUCACCUGAAAUAUUUUCAUUUUAUUGGCAGAUUUAUUGCCAUGGCUCUGUUCCAUGGGAAAUUCAUAGACACAGGCUUUUCUUUGCCAUUCUACAAGCGUAUCUUGAACAAAGCUGUUGGACUCAAAGAUUUAGAAUCUAUUGAUCCAGAAUUUUAUAAUUCUCUCAUCUGGGUUAAAGAAAAUAAUAUUGAAGAAUGUGGUUUGGAAAUGUACUUUUCUGUUGAUAAGGAAAUUUUGGGUGAAAUUAAGAGCCAUGAUUUGAAACCCAAUGGUGGCAAUAUUCUUGUGACAGAAGAAAAUAAAGAGGAAUACAUCAGAAUGGUAGCUGAAUGGAGGUUAUCUCGUGGUGUUGAAGAACAGACACAAGCUUUCUUUGAGGGCUUCAAUGAAAUACUUCCUCAGCAGUAUUUGCAGUAUUUUGAUGCAAAAGAAUUGGAGGUCCUUUUAUGUGGAAUGCAAGAAAUUGAUUUAAAUGACUGGCAAAGACAUGCCAUCUACCGUCAUUACACCAGGACAAGCAAGCAAAUCAUGUGGUUUUGGCAGUUUGUCAAAGAAAUCGAUAAUGAGAAGAGAAUGAGGCUUCUGCAGUUUGUAACUGGAACUUGCCGAUUGCCCGUUGGAGGAUUUGCUGACCUCAUGGGGAGCAAUGGACCGCAGAAGUUUUGCAUUGAAAAAGUUGGGAAAGAAAAUUGGUUACCCAGAAGCCAUACAUGUUUUAACCGCCUGGACCUGCCACCCUAUAAGAGUUAUGAGCAACUCAAAGAAAAACUGUUAUUUGCCAUUGAAGAAACAGAAGGAUUUGGACAAGAAUAACUUCUGAGAAUUUGCACCACCAAAGGACAAGAACACAUUUAUAAUGUUUGUCCUUUGCCCUCUUUGCCUGUUGCACAUCUUGUUGUAAAUUGGACUGUGACUGUUUAGAGAGUUAUCUGUGUGUACGUAAAUUCCUGUUAUCAUU